Dermacentor andersoni is the source of this 6539-nucleotide messenger RNA. RefSeq lists its product as uncharacterized. NCBI's taxonomy places the organism in Eukaryota, Metazoa, Arthropoda, Arachnida, Ixodida, Ixodidae. Gene Ontology annotation, cellular component: nucleus. Gene Ontology annotation, biological process: positive regulation of transcription by RNA polymerase II. Gene Ontology annotation, molecular function: transcription factor binding; RNA binding. The record is from RefSeq and is a predicted model, not a curated record.
CCACCUCUUGGAGUGCGUCAGAAGCGCAAUGCACGGCUAGCACUGGGCGUCGAGUUCUGUCUUCCCGUCAAAGGCGAAAGCACGUGCUUCUACAUCCCCAAAUUUCCUAAUGCCAAAAUCGCUUAGCUGACACCGACUUUGCCGAAAUAAGCCGGCCACAAAUGUAUUCAAUGGAGAUGAACAACUUGAUCAACUGUAGGAAUAUGGAGCAAGUAUAUUUUGACCUCCUCUCCGGACCCCUUCUAGAAGAUGAUGAUAAGGAUUUGCUUGACUCGGACUUGCCAUUUGAACUCCCCGACCCAUCUGUUGUUUUCGAAUCAGAAGUGGCGUGCUGGGUGCAGCAGAGUCCCAUUUGGGGCAAAAAUGUCCCUGAUAUUAAAAAUUCAGUAGAAGAGGAGGUUGAAGGGGACAUAAACUGGGUGAGUGAAAUACCUGGCUGGAUCAAAGAGGUGCCAAAGAUAGAGUCUUCAGAGGAAGAUGAGGUGGAUGUUGUUUCUGUUGACGACGACACGAAGUCUCUUCAAAGCACAGAGCCUAGCACACCUACCAAGACAGACACUCAGCCUUUGCCAGACAAGAGCCCAAAGAAUGCAGCUGAAGGAGCACCUGUUGUUUCCAGUUCUCUGCUAGACCGUAUGAAAGCAGCCUCUGCAAAAAAGCGCAGUCCAAUCUUGAUUCAGCCUCCUGAACGAAGUCGUCCAUCAAAGAAUGACGCAGCUACCAACACAGCGCCAUGUCCUGCUGCCACCCCUGACCAUGACUACUGCACAGCAGCCAAGGGUGGUUCCAGGGCUGAAAACCACUCAGGGAAACGUGAUCAUGCUGUGGUGAGACCUGUGUCCAGAUCACCAUCUGUAACCAGGAGCUACCGCCCACAAAAGCGCAGCGUGGCAAGGCGGCCUUCACGAUCACCUAGGCGGCGGCGGCGGUCUCGCUCCAGCUCUCCGUCUUCGGGAAGUUCUUCAUAUGGAUCCUCUGAUGACUCAGUGCGACGGCGGUCUAGGUCAUCUCGGCGUUCUCGUGACUGCCAUAGUUCAUGGCGGCCGCAGCACUGCCAAAAGGAGCCACGGAGGUUUAUGCCUUCCCCACCACGUCGACGAAUUCCAGAUCAAAAGGAAGAAAGACGUGUGAUUUAUGUUGGAAACAUCCCCGAAGGGACAACUCGGCUUGCUCUGCGUGAAAGAUUUGCUCGUUUUGGUCACAUAGAGGAAGUCAGCGUGCACUUCCGGGAUCACGGGGAUAACUACGGGUUUGUAACAUUUCUGCGGGGCUCUGAUGCGUAUGAGGCUGUCGAACAUGGCAACGAUGAUCCCAAGCUUCCGCGCUUCGACCUCUGCUUUGGUGGACGCCGACAGUUCUGUCGAACCAACUGGGCUGAUCUAGACUCUCAGUACGAGAGGUAUUACUACAUCCAGCGAGAGCCACAUGUUAACAACCUUGACUUCGACAGCCUGCUGCAAGCAGCGAAGUCGAAAAUCCAAGGCUCCCAACAAUACUGACAUCUGUGGACCUUAUGGUGUUUUCCUUUUAAUGGCGCCACACCCGUAGAGGGUUGGCUUGUGCCUGGACUGCUAUUAACUUAUUCUUCUGAUGAUGUGAGGUGCUAUAUAGAAAUCAUAUUUAAUGUGUACAGAAUCCUAAGUGGGCUAGGAGAGUGUAAAUACAUGCGGGGUUCCUUUUUAAUCAUUUAUGACCUUAAUGGACUGAAUCGUCCUGAAGACGAGCGUCAGGCGUGGAAGUGUUUUUAUGGCUUGGCAACUUGUUACUAUUACUCUCCUUUGUUAUUUCAUGCAACACUUUUUUUUUUUUUUUUGCUGAGUGUUGCAGUACUUUUGUGGCCAUCGUUAAGAGAUUGGAGCAUUAUAUUUUAUCAUGUGUGCCAAGCGCAAUAUUGUUGCUUACUCUUGUUUUAUUGUUUUGCCAUGCAAACAUGGAACAUUUUGCCUUUACAAUCUGGGGCAGGGAUCAGGGAGCAGUUUUUCUUGUACAUAUCCAUGUAUUAUAGUGCAAAUGGCUGAUUUAUGUUCAAAUGUCUUAGUGCAGCAUGUCAUUGUAAUUUACCUAGUAACUAAUAGUUUUCAUUGAACAUUUGUGUAGUCCACCACAUGUUCCUUCAUGUUCAACAUGAGCUGUUUUGAUGGGAUUUAGUAACCAACCAUUCAGCAUGUGCUGUUAAGGGGCAGCUCUGGUAAUUUCUUUUGGUAUACACAUCGCAUCACAAAAGUAUUCAUUGUAUGCAGUGCGCAAACAAUUUAUUCGUUGUGGUUGAACUUGUCUCAAGAUGUCGUUGCCAGCCCUCUUGUUCCAUCGACUACCUGUUCUAGCAUCAGCACUGAUGAUGCAAGCGGCAAUUCUCUGGGCUGCCCAGUCUGGUUUUCGUUUUGUUUUCUGCUUAUUUAAAACGAUUUCUGCAUUCUUAUAUAAAUUGAGCUAUCUCACAUGUGAAACAUAACCAGCCUGGGAACCCAUUGGUCUCAGAUUUGAUAACCCUGGACAAGGACAAACUUCAACUGUGAAGCAUCGUGAGAAAUCGGAGUUUCCUUUAUAGCUUCGUGCUACUGUUGGGUUGAAGACAAUUUUCUCAUCAUAAAGGGCCCCUCACUGGCCAUGCAGCAAAUUUUGGUUAUACGCUGGAAGUUGUUACAUGCCUUCUAGAGAGUGUUUUAUCACAAGAAUUUUAAACGCAUAUGCAUUUCUAUGCCUACACAACGAGGAAACUCGUCCGCCUUGUAAGGCGACCGCUUUCAUUAUAGGGCCCACAGCGGCAAGUGAAUUUACCUUCGUGCUGCCUCUCACUUCAACACAAACUAAGCGGCAAGAACACCGUGCACAUAAAGCUAUCGGCGCACUGUGUCCCUAUCGGAGAUCACCUUCAACACGAGGCCUGCGCAUCUCGCUUCAACGCGAGCUAAGCGGUGAAAACACAGCACACAUGAAGCUAUCAGCACUCUGUGCCAUGCCAUAUACAACCGCUGCCAGAAUAUGGUUCAUCAUGGGUUAUAGUAAUUCGACACAGAUGGCGCUAAAGAGCAAUAAUGGCUAAUGUUCCUGUAUAUGCUCCCGCAGGGAGCAGAGUUGCGCAUAGGUUGGCCGUCGUGCUCCAGCUCUGCAGCGAAGCCACUCCUCGCGCGCGCAGGAGCCAAAUGUCGCGCGGUGUUCCGCCUUUUUCUCUAGUGGUCGCGAGCUACAAGCACCAAUUGUUCGCAGGCGCUUAGCAAAGGGCACUUCUUAAUACAGGCUACACUCGAACGAGUCAUUCGUGCAGCCGAAGGGGGUGGGCUUCCAACCAACCGAAACUUUGUAUGUACCUAUGUAAACACGCAUAUACAAACACACACACGAACGUACAAAUAGAGGGUAGGACCGCCUUCGAUUCCCCAAAAUAAAAUACUCCCGCGGCUCGAACAGCUCCAAAGAUCGCUCGCAAACGCGCAGUACGUUGCCACAAAAAGCAGUGCAAUGAUUUUCAACAUGCAUAUGAAGUUGUCUUAUCAUGGUCAGAAGGCAAGAAAUGUUUCAAAGAGUGUUUAAAGAAAACUUCACACACGUAAGGUGGACACUUAGCGCAUUUUGGCUGCCGAAACCAGCCGAUUAAUGACCGUCGCCAAGAGAGCUAUCCUGCCUGCAGUUAUGUCAGUGACCGUUAACAGAGCGUCAUUUAUCACUAGCCACCGCUCACAACAGCUGCACGUUUUCGAUACAUGCGGUGCAGACGCAGAUUUAAGCGCAUUUCAAAUGUUCACAUGCGCACAUUUUAAGCAAGGCUUACUUUUACGAUUCAAUCAUACCGCAGACUAAUCAGCUAUUUAGUAGCAGCAAAUCUGCAAGUAGAAAAAGAUUCAAGAUGCAAGAGCUUCUAGAUCAAAUUUAUUUCAUACAAGGGAAUGCAUGACCGGCUGCUGGCAGCAGGCCAAGUGUGCUGGUUCUUGGAACCUUAGGGGCAGAAUUCAAAGAAACUGGAAAGGCAACAAGCUAUUAAGAGUAACAACAGGUUAUUUUUAUUGCACUAAUCACAUCAAGAUGGCAAACGUGCAGAGUAAUUAUUCACACAGUGCAGACUGUCAUAUGACAACACAUUUUUCUUGAUCUCUUACAACUCAGAGAAGAGCCAGUAGUUGAAGACACUGUAUCAAGUCAAUGAAAUCACUGAAGCAGGCUUUGGCCAAAAAGCCAGGUUACAAAGCUUUGUGACCUAUCGCAUCAGAGGCAAGGAAAUUUUACGUCAUUCAACAGUGCAUUCACUCCACUCCCGCCCACAGGAAACAGCAUUCACCAAAGCACAACGUAGAUUUCCAGCAUGUUUAAUUGAACGACAAGUUUUGUUCCACUGGCUCCGCGUAGAGCGCUUUACCGCCUUCCGUGCGGUUUCUGCAGUGUGGUGCGCUGCACCCCGUCAUACUGGAAUACAAGUGCCAGUACGAUGUGUUUCGUAUCACUUCACCAAGGUCCUUGACUUCACAUCGUCGAAUACCGUACCUGAAAACCGCAGCUGCUCCUCUGAACGCACGAUCUACGGUCCGCUGAUCACGAUGGCGAUAGCACUGACGGAAACGACGAGUUCUCAUGAGUCGGCGAUGCGCCCGUCAAGUUGGCUUCGCAGCGGCGCGGAUCAUUUGACGUCAUUUUUCGCGCUCUGCCAAUAGCGGUGCGAGCGGCGCCGGAAAAGUUAUGCGCAACUCUGCUCCCUGCGGGAGCAUAUACAGGAACACUAAUAAUGGCUUGUAACGAUCGGAACUUCAUCAGUGCACCUGGUGCUGCCACCUGCGGUAGUUUUUUUCGUAUCAAUUCACCUUGCACUGCCGUCUGCAGCAGUUUGUGUUGACGCAGCACUGUCAUUUGUACUGGUUGGAUCAAGUUUUGUAGCAUUAAUAAUGACACUUGGCUGCGUGGAGAUGGGCAAGUGGCAAAUGCUUACACGCACUAGACAACUCCCAGAGGCGUUUCUGCAUAAAACUGUUUUCAAGUUGGUUCAUUAAUAGCCAAGAUAAAAAUAUUUCAGUGCCGCAAAUGCACGGUUUCAAGAGGCGAGUGUCACUGCCAACAUACUCUCUUCAUUUGCCCCCGUCUAGUCUCUGCAAGCAAGAUUCCUUCCCUGCAUUCUCUCAUACCAUAGCUGGAGGAUCGCACAAAGCAUAUGGCACGGGCCCCACCUCUCUUUUAUUUUAUUUUUUCUCUCUUUUUUUAAUGUGAAAGCAUUACAUGGCUUGCGAGGCAGAAAAUCCAACAUAGUUGCAGGCGUUUGCAUCACCAAAGUCGUCGUACCCUCAACUUUUGGUGGGAGUCGAACCCACAACCUUGCGUGGUGCCUUGUGAUGAAUACCAUUGCUCACAUGACAUCACGGCGCUUAAGCUGACGUGGUUGCUGUAGUUGCAUGGUUGGAAUGAUUGCUUUCACAUUCAUCCAUGUGGGGAGUACUUAAUGUCCCCCUUUUUUUUUUUUUUUUUUCUUCUUUUUUUUGCGGGCUCCCAGACUAGCUGUUGCAUUUGUCGCGUUUCACGCUGUGCACGAGAACAUCCGACUAGUGAUAUAAGACAGUGCUACAAGAACACUAAGGCAGACACAAGCAGAUCACAGCAUGAUUGUGCACUAGAACACGGUAGGAAAUUAGUUUCACUCUCUGUGGAAAGAGUUUCACUCUCGAAACGGAAGUACAUCGCUCUUGUAAGAAGUAAAGCAAAGACAUGCAGACAUUCAGUUUGUAAGUUUUAUUAUUUAUCUAAACUUUAAUUAAUCUUAAAGCAACAGAUAAUAAAAAUGCUGGCUCUCCUUUAAGAGCAGAUGUAAGCAUGAAAGAGCUACCGUCAAAGCGGAUUAGUUAGAGUAACUACGGUUACAACCAUCUGUGGCACGCCAAACACUGCCGGCCUGAUCACACAGCAUGGAACUCAUGUACAACUCUCGUUGAAAAGAGCACAGGCAACCCUGUCUCAGCACCAAAAGACAAUCAAGCAUAUGGUGCAUAGUAUCUGCCUUUUGAACUGGAAAUUGCAAAACUUCAGCGUACUAGAAGUUACAGCUUGAGUGAUAUUGUGAAGAAACAUUAGGAAGAACUUGGAAGCAAUAUUUUUUUUAACUUUGGGCAGUAACUAGCGUAUGGAAUGCGGUCCUGUACAAAGGGUUGGGAACUAAAGACAGCGCGUAGUGGUGUAAUACAUUGCAGGCUUGAUCAUUCGCACAUUGUUUGCACAGCGCUUGUCAAUUUGAAAUGACCAGAUCAGGUGACGGGCCCUUUAACUCUCGCGUGUGACAAAAGGUCUUUCCUUACACAGGUAAAAAGAACAACCAGAGUUGCCCUUUAAUACUUGCAAGUUUCAGUUUAGUGUUAGCUUCAACCAAUGUGUUGGAGAUGUGAAAGGUACACCUGGCUGUAUUUGCUAUGAAACAUCUUGCUAGUUGGGCUGCUGUGUGUGCUGUUAGCACUUUGUGCCAUUCUUGUCUGGUUUGCUUUGGCGACUGCUUAUGCUGUCUAGGUUUGUUAAAGUUGAUUUGCAACAUGUUAUAGUCAGUGUUUAAGCAAUAAAAUACUUUAUAUACCUCA